This is a messenger RNA of Trichomonas vaginalis G3, 246 nucleotides long. Its product is annotated as protein of unknown function, DUF4106 family. The record is from RefSeq and is a predicted model, not a curated record. The transcript has a single exon. Lineage: Eukaryota; Parabasalia; Trichomonadida; Trichomonadidae. The coding region runs from base 1 to 246 and encodes 81 amino acids.
AUGGACACAGACACAGGCAUGCACCAAAACCAACACAACAACCAACAGUUCAAAAUCCAGCACAACAACAACAACAACCAACACAACAACCAACAGUUCAAAAUCCAGCACAACAACAACAACCAGCACAACAACCACCUCCACAACCAGCACAGCAACCAACAGUUCAAAACCCUGCACAACAACAACCACAAACAGAGCAAGGACAUAAAAGAAGUAGAGAACAAGGAAACCAAGAAUUCUUAA